Messenger RNA from Toxoplasma gondii ME49, 537 nucleotides. RefSeq lists its product as hypothetical. The transcript has a single exon. Lineage: Eukaryota; Apicomplexa; Conoidasida; Eucoccidiorida; Sarcocystidae. The coding region runs from base 1 to 537 and encodes 178 amino acids. The record is from RefSeq and is a predicted model, not a curated record.
AUGCACAAGAACCGCUGUCUCCUGUCUGCUUUGCCGGCGCCUUCUCAAAAAGAAGGCAACGGAGGUCUGUACAGACUUCUUUCUCGGAAACUCUUCUUCUCUUUCCUUCCUCGAACCUGCUUUUUCUGGAGGCCGACCCCGACGCAGUUGGAUCUCAAGCUGCACAAGCUUUGUCCUCUCGCAACUUGGCUUCGCCGAUCUUUCUUCACUUGCUCCUCCUCUCUGCCUGACUGGGAACUCCGCUUCGCGUUUGCCUCCCCCGCUCCUCCAUCCCAUCCCCUGCCCUGCCGCUGGCUCUCCUCGGUCUCUCUCGCAUGCUGUUCCUUCUUUUCUUUUGUCUGCUCCACCCAUCGCCUCUUCUCUUCUUCUUGCUGCUUCUCUUUCACAGGCUCCCCCUCUGGUCUUUCCGUUCUUUCUACGUCUUCCCUCGCUCUUCCCUCCCUUUUCCCUCCCUUUCGCCUUGCUUCUCACGAUUGGACCUUAAUCUCUAUCUCUCUUCAUCCUCUCUCUCUUCAUCCUCUCUCUAUCUCCCGUUAG